UUCGCCGCAACGAGCGAAUUGUGAGACCGGUCGGAACGCGUUUAAGACGAAUCCGUAGUUGUGGUUCACAGUACUUAGCGGUUGUUUGAAAGCCUGUAUGAGAGAAGGGACUUACGUUAAUUAACAACGAGUUGUCCGAGUUCCGCGUUUUCUAUUUAGCAGAGUAACUGACCCUUUAACGAUAACACCAGCAGCUCCACGCAGUAGCCGAGAAUUUUCCGCAGAAUGUCUAAACCUCCACGAUAGAAAGCCUCAGCGGCACAAUGGACAGCCGUUGGCUCGGCUUUCUGUUGCUCCUUAUGGGAGUUUCCUGUGAGCACGUGAGGGAUCUUGAAGUGUCCGAAGGUGCUCCCACGGGAACCAGGAUAGGGUUCAUAGGUGAUGGAGCUUCAGAUAGUGGUCCACCUUACUUGAUAGUUGCCGACUUUGGAAGUAUUGUAGAUACAGAUUUAUCGAUAGACCAAACGACCGGUGAAAUUCGAACAAAAGUGCCUUUAGAUCGCGAGACGCGUGCUAGUUACUCUCUUGUUGCGAUUCCAAUAAGUGGUGAUAACGUUAGAGUCGUGGUGAAAGUUUUAGACGAAAACGAUAACGCACCCACAUUUCCUACAUCGGUUAUGAACAUAGAAUUUCCAGAAAAUACUCCCAGAGACGUGAAACGAACCCUUCAUCCUGCAAGGGAUGCCGAUUUGGGGAUAUACAACACUCAAAAGUACAACAUCGUAUCUGGAAACGUCAACGGUGCCUUUAGACUAUCGUCCCAUCGGGAACGGGAUGGCGUGUUAUACUUGGAUCUCCAAAUAAACGGUUUCCUCGACAGGGAGACUACUCCUUACUACAGUUUAGUAAUCGAAGCUUUAGAUGGAGGAAGUCCGCCGUUAAGGGGCGAAAUGACUGUAAAUAUUACUAUACAAGAUGUUAACGACAAUCAGCCCGUUUUUAACCAGACUCGAUAUUUUGCAAGUGUACAAGAAAACGCCACGGUCGGUACAAGUGUGCUGCAAGUGUUUGCGACGGACAGUGACAUUGGAGAAAACGGUCAGGUGGAGUACUCCAUUAAUCGUCGGCAGAGCGACAAGGAUAACAUAUUUCGCAUCGACGCCAGCACGGGAGUGAUAUCUGUUAACAAGCCAUUGGAUUAUGAAGUGAAAGAAAUGCAUGAGAUUGUAGUGGUAGCUAGAGACCACGGUCUACAACCUCUUGAAACUACAACGUUCGUAUCCAUCAAAGUAACAGACGUAAAUGACAACCAGCCGAUCAUUAACGUAAUAUUUUUGAGCGAUGAUGCCACCCCGAAAAUUUCUGAAUCAGCGCAACCAGGCGAAUUUGUUGCCAGAAUUUCAGUCCACGAUCCCGACUCGAAAACUGAAUAUUCAAACAUGAACGUCACAUUAAACGGAGGCGAGGGACAUUUUGGCUUAACCACGAGAGACAACAUCAUAUAUUUGAUGAUAGUAUCACUACCACUUGACAGAGAAAGUCAGCCAAAUUACACUUUAAGUGUCAUUGCAACCGACACGGGUAAGCCACCCCUUCAUGCAUCUAAAACGAUAAAUCUCAUGGUUACCGACAUCAACGAUAACGCUCCCGAAUUCGAACAGAAAAUUUACUAUGCGAACGUGAUGGAAGUAUCCGAUCCCGGUACGUCGGUUAUACAAGUGAUCGCCCACGAUAAGGACGAAGGUAAUAACAGUGCGAUAUCGUAUUCGUUGGAAGAGAACCAGGAGAAUCACUCGUCCUGGUUCCAGAUAGACUCAAAAAGUGGUUUAGUGACGACUCGUGCGCAUGUUGAUUGUGAAACGGACCCUGUGCCGAUUUUGAUGGUUGUCGCUACGGACAGCGGGUUUCCGCCCUUGUCUUCGACGGCUAUAGUGAAUGUGACGAUACAUGACGUGAACGACAACGAGCCCAUCUUCGAUCAGAGUUUCUACAACGUUUCGGUGGCGGAAAAUGAAAGGAUAGGACGCUGCAUUUUAAAGGUUUCCGCUACUGAUCCGGACUGCGGUAUUAAUGCUAUGGUUAAUUACACAUUUGGGGAUGGUUUCGGGAAACUAAAGCAGUUCGAGAUUCGUCCGACAACUGGUGAAGUUUGCAUUACUUCUGAAUUGGAUUAUGAGACCAGAAAUGUUUAUGAGUUUCCAAUUAUUGCAACUGAUAGAGGAGGUCUCAGUACAACAGCAAUGGUAAAAAUUCAAAUAACCGACGUUAAUGAUAACUUUCCGGUCUUCUACCCUCGAGAAUACAACGUUUCUCUCCGCGAGGGCGGUGUAUCUUCAUCAGCGACGACACCUGUUGUAGUGGUGGCCGCGACUGAUGCAGAUUCCGGUCGUUUCGGCACCGUCAACUACAGAAUAGUUGCCGGAAAUGAUGCUGGUCUUUUUCGGAUUGAUCGCAAUACCGGUGAAAUUUUUGUUAGCAGACCAAAUAUGCUGUUAAGAAGGAGUCAGCCUUAUCAUCAUCUCAACAUUUCAGCCAGCGAUGGAGGUAAUUUGAAGUCCGAAAACGACGCUGAGGUUUUUAUAAGUGUCACCGACUCAGCUCAAAGGCCACCCAUAUUCGAAAAACCGCGAUACACGUUUUCGAUACAAGAGGAUGUCAAAGAAAAUACCAUCGUGGGAGUUGUUAAAGCUGCUCUUAUGGAUUCUGGUGGACACAGGUCGAUUCGCUACUCUAUUUAUUCCGGAGAUCCAGAUGGAUUUUUUCGCAUCGAUCCAGUCAGUGGUUCAAUACGCACAGCUCGAAAUUUGGAACAUGAAAGUAGAGCAAGUGUUUUAUUGAACAUCCAAGCCACUAGUGGAGAUCCACCAGCAUAUGGUCAUGCCCAGGUUAAUGUCGAUAUUUUGGACGUCAAUGACAAUGCUCCCGAAUUCGAAUCCAAUACAGUUAGAAUAUCGGUCCCCGAAAAUGUGGAAGUCGGCGUUCCACUUUAUGCAGCCAAUGCAAGAGAUAACGAUUCAGGUCUAAAUGGGGCGGUUCAAUACAGACUGGUGAACACAGGAUCCAGUGCUGGUCUUUUUGCCAUCGAUCCAAAAUCUGGCCACAUCACUAUUACACGAUCCCUAGAUUAUGAGUCCACUCAAAGACAUAAUCUAAUCGUCACUGCUACUGAUAAAGGUGUACCGCCGUUGUCGUCCAACCUCAGCAUCAUCGUCGAAGUCCAAGAUGUUAACGACAACCCACCAGUGUUUGAACAGAAGGAAUACACUGCGAAAAUAUCAGAAUCGUUGCCAAUCAGUUCACAGAUACUCCAAGUUACAGCUAUCGAUCUCGAUACCGGAAACAAUGCCAGGUUGACAUAUCGACUGGCCUCGACGAAUAAUUCGAAUCGUUUUUCGAAUUCCGUCGAUAUUUUCGGUAUUUUCCCUAACAGCGGUUGGAUUUACCUACGUAACAAUCUCGAUCGGGAACAGAAAGAAAACUACGACCUCAUAGUUGCAGCAACUGAUAACGGCACCCCGUCGCAAACCGCCACCGCAAAAGUUACGGUAAAAGUGUUAGACGCGAAUGACAAUGAUCCGGUUUUCUUGAGUGAUUCGUACGAAUUUAGCGUGGAAGAAAAUCAACGAAGAGGUGCUUUCGUGGGGGUCGUUUCUGCCACCGAUGCCGAUAUUGGACUCAAUGCUGCUUUGAGAUACAACCUCAUACCUGGAAAUACCAGCUUUCAAAUCAGUCCAACGACCGGGGAAAUAACCACAAUUAGCAGUUUAGAUCGUGAGUUUAAAGAGUUUUACGAUCUCGUAGCCGAAGCUAGAGACCAGGGGACUCCGUCCAGAAGCUCUCGAGUUGUCCUUAAGAUCAAAGUUCUCGAUGUUAACGAUAACGCUCCUGAAAUUGUUGAUCCACAAGAAGACGUUGUUAGUGUUCGCGAAGAGCAACCUCCAAAUACAGAAGUUGUCAAGGUAAAAGCGAUUGAUCCCGACAAUGGAAACAACGCUUCAAUCAUAUACUCACUCGUAAAUAAUCGGGAAUCGGACGGCUACGGGAUCUUUACCAUCGAUCAACUCACCGGCGUCAUUCGUACCAGGAUGGUGCUUGAUCAUGAAGAAAAGACAAUCUACAGAAUCGAUAUUGCCGCGUCCGACAAUGGAAAUCCACCAAAACAAACCAUCCGAAUGCUGAGAGUUGAAGUAUUAGACCUGAACGACAAUCGGCCUACUUUUACUAGUUCGAGUUUGGUGUUUCAAGUUAAAGAAGACGUUCGUAUUGGAUUCAUCGUUGGAUCAGUAGCGCCUUCAGAAUCGUUGGAAAGUGAAAACGUUAUACCCGAAAGUUCAGGUGGGCACGUGAUGUAUACUUUAAAUUCGCUAACUUCCGAUCAAACGGAUGCGUUCGAUAUCGAUAGAAGUACAGGAUCUCUGAUCGUUGCCAAACAACUAGACCGAGAGGUGCAAUCAGAGUAUAAACUUGAGGUCCGUGCUUUAGACACAAGUGCAAUAAAUAACCCACAAAGUAGUGCGGUCACUGUUCGCGUGGAGAUUACUGACGUGAACGAUAACGCACCGGAAUGGUCUCAAGAUCCUGUUACGAUACAAAUCGCUGAAAAUUCAGAAGUUGGUCUACCGUUUUAUAACUUAUCAGCUUCCGAUGCUGAUUCGGGAAGUAACGGUGAAAUUCGAUACAGUUUGCUACAACAAACUCCCGAAGGACAUACCUUUAACGUCGAUCCACUAACCGGUACACUAACUCUUAUGGAAACUUUAGAUUAUGAAAAUGUGUCCGAAUACGUGCUUAUUGUUGAAGCAACUGAUCAGUCCCCAAACUUGCCAGAGCGACUGAGUACUUCAGUCACUGUCAGAAUUAUAGUUACUGACUCAAACGAUAAUUCGCCCAAAUUCGUAAUUCCCACAACUUCUAACAUUUUCAUCAGUGAUUCUGCCAUUGUGGGUAUGGCAAUAACAAGAAUCAUCGCCGUGGAUAGAGAUCAUGGCGACAAUGGACGCGUCACCUAUGUGAUAACCAAUGGAAACGAGCAAAGACAAUUUUCUUUAGGAUAUGAUAACGGAAUUUUAACUCUGGCUAAACCCAUUUCAUCUGCUAUGGCGUCGAAUACCUACACUUUAAAUAUAACAGCCAGUGAUCAUGGGACACCGACAAGGCAAACUUUUAUUGUGCUAAACCUAUCUGUAAGAGACUCUAAUGACAACCCUCCUAGAUUUCACAAUGCUAUUUAUUACGCAAACGUACCAGAAGAAGCUUCCUCCGGUACAUUCGUAAUUAAAGUAUCCGCGAACUCCAGCAUGGGCGAAGGAAAAUACUUGCAAUACUUUAUACCACCUGGUAUCGCAAAUGACGCGUUUAUCAUAGACUCAUCUUCUGGAAUAAUAACUACGAAAAAUGCACUGGACAGAGAGGAAACAGAAACCUACAACAUACCAGUUUAUGUAUUAGAUGUGGGAGAAAGAAAUAUGAUUUCGCCCAAGUCACAGUUUGAUGUUACCACGGUUUCUGUUACCGUUACCGACAUAAACGACCAUGCGCCUGCAUUUCGUCAAGGAUCAUGUUAUCCACUUGCUAUUCCGGAAAACAACAAGCCUUCGGUAGUCCACACAGUUGUAGCAAAUGAUUUAGACAGUGGGAAAAAUGCUGAAGUUAUCUACGCUAUCACAGGAGGAAACGUUGGAAACAUGUUUAGCAUCGACCCAAAAACAGGUCAACUAAAAGCAAGAUCUUUGGACAGGGAAUCAAAUCCGCGUUUCAAGUUGACAAUUACAGCACAAGAUCGUGGUAAUCCACCUUUAAGUGGAUUCUGUAACAUAUCCGUAUUUCUAGAAGACCAAAAUGAUAACGAUCCGAUAUUUGACAAAUCAAAUUAUAUGGCAACGAUAUUAGAAGAUGUUCCGCCAGAUACCUCGGUCCUCAAGGUGCAUGCCACUGACGCUGAUAUUGACCUGAAUGGUAGAAUUAUUUAUUCCUUGGCCAACGAAAAUCAAUCUUUAUUUCGAAUAGACAACAAAACUGGGAUUAUAACUACUACUGGAUUUUUUGAUAGAGAAAGACAACAGGAAUAUAAUUUUUUAGUUGUUGCCACUGACAGUGGAAAAUACGAUGCUCGCUCUCAAAGAGUCGCAAUCAAGGUUUUGAUAGGUGACGUGAACGAUAAUAAACCUAUCUUCGUACGGUAUCCUUUCAAAGAAAAGGUUUCUGCGUACAUUCAACCCGGACAGACGAUUCUGAAAGUAUCGGCCAAUGAUUUGGAUCAAGGGACUAAUUCCGAAAUUGUAUAUAAUUUGGCAAACGACAAUAAUUUCGGCAAAUUUCGCAUGAAUCCAAACACAGGGGUGUUAACAGCUACUCAAAGCCUUGCAAGUGAAAAUGGUCGCACCCUCUACAUUAAUGUAAUCGCCACUGACAAGGGAAAUCCGCCUCAAAGUUCCAACGGUCUCAUAGAAAUAAAUGUGGGCGAUAUUCCCGAUGGCUUUCCCAAACUUCGGUUCCAAAACAGUUCAUACGUUGUUGUCCUUCCAGAAAACGCCAAUCAGUUCCGAGAUGUUAUUCAAAUAUCUGCAGUGAGAACGGACGGUCGUAAACAGAAGAUUUUCUACUCGUUCGGGAACGGUAACGAACUGAACACAUUUGUAAUUAAUUCGGAAAGUGGCAUUAUACAAGUGCGUGACUCAAAACAUCUUGAUUAUGAACAACGAAAAGAAAUAAAACUUGUCGUGGAGGCUCGAACCGAUGGAAACCCCUCGUUACACGGAUAUUGUGAUGUGAUUGUGAAGUUGACUGAUCAGAAUGACAACGCACCGACAUUUACACAACAGGAAUAUACAGCUUCGGUUUGGGAAGGAAACAACAAAAGCGCGUACGUUCUCCAAGUCGUAGCAUUCGACGCUGACGAAGAUCGAAACUCAAAAGUUUUGUAUCAUAUUGUGGAUGGCAAUUUAGAUAAUGCCUUCAAAAUUGAACCAGCUUUUAGUGGAAUUCUCAAGACGAACAUAGUUCUCGACAGAGAAAUUAGAGACACGUAUAGACUCACUGUUAUAGCCACAGAUCAAGGCGUUCCUCAAAUGACGGGCACAGCCAGGAUUCGGAUCAAUGUAGUUGAUGUCAACGACAACAAGCCUACCUUUCCACCCCACAGCAUCAUUACAGUCAGUGAAGCCACUGAAGUAGGAACAGUUUUAACAACACUUACUGCUAACGACGUGGACUCAUUUCCACCCUUGAUGUACGACUUUUCUCGACAAAACGAAGACGAAAUUCGGGAGAUUUUUGAUAUUGACAGAUUCAGUGGAAAACUGGUGUUGAAGAAACCCCUUGAUUAUGAAGUGAGACAGGAAUAUAUCUUAAAGAUUACAGCUUCCGAUGUCGAUCAUACCGCAGAAACAACACUUACCAUACGAAUUACAGAUGUUAACGAUAACGCCCCGAAGUUCCUACAAGACACAUACAACGCAAUAUUGCCAGAUAGUCAAUCAUCCGACUUGAUUGAGAUUCUCACGAUUAAUGCAACUGACAUAGACUCGGGAGAAAACGCAAGGGUGAAGUAUACUCUGUUGACGCCUAUAUCUGGUUUUUCAAUCAGCGAGAUGGAUGGCAUUCUAAAAGUUAAUCAAAGCAAUGUAUCAUUGUCAGAACUUAACGAUUAUCAAAUCACCGUUAUCGCCACCGACACUGGGAAGCCGCCACUUCAUUCCACCGCAUCCGUUAAGAUUAAAUUAAACGGUGGGUCAGGAUACGAACCUACUUUUCAAAUGAAACCCUACAGAAUAAAAGUUCGUGAAAACAUCCUAAAGGGCUCAGUCGUUCUUCAAUUGCUGAAAACGUCUCACAAAACUAGCGGUAGUGGAAAUCUCUUCAUUUCAAAAGGAAAUGACGAAAACGUAUUUGAAAUCUCCAACCCUACUGGAACGUUAGCACUUGUGAAAAACUUGGACAGAGAAAUUCAAGACACGUACAACUUGGAAAUAAAAUCCAUGGACACUAUUGGAACUAAUAACUCCAUAAAUGUUUUAGUAGAAGUAGAAGAUGUAAACGACAAUGCCCCAGUGUUCAAGCAAUCUGAUUAUGAAGUAAACAUCAAUGAAGGUACUUCCAUUAACACAAGUAUCAUGAAAGUAAUUGCUACAGACUCAGAUCUUGCUGGCACUCCUCAUUCAGACAUUGUAUAUGAUAUUACGUCGGGCAAUGACUUCGGAUUAUUUCGUUUAGACCCGAAUUCUGGAAUUUUGUACGUAAACAAAACUCUUGACUACGAUUCUGGAACAAUAGAACAUAAUAUAGUCAUAAGAGCUUGUGAUAAAGGCACCCCAUCCCUGUGCACGCUUAAUUCAUUUCAAAUUAUUCUCGAAGAUGAUAACGAUAACCCUCCACAAUUUCCUGUAACAGAGUAUCUUGAAUAUGUGUCUGAAAAUGAACCUUUGGGCACGGCAGUUUUUACAGCCAGAGCAACAGACAUGGAUAAAGGGGUUUUUGGCAAUCUUAAUUAUUCGAUAUCAACUGCACUUUCCCAUGCAGAUGACUCCUGGAAACUUUUUCAUAUCGACGCUAUGUCUGGCUUGGUUACUACGAAUGCCGUUUUCGACUACGAACAAAAAAACCGGUAUAUUUUUACUAUAAAAGCUACUGACAUUGGAGGGAAGACAGCGUCCGUUAGGGUUCGUGUCGAAAUAGAAAGUAAAGAUGAGUUUCAUCCACAAUUUACCGAACGAACUUACCGUUUCGUUUUACCCACUCCACCAUCUGGAAGUCUUCCCGCCGGGUACGUUGUUGGACAUGUUACAGCAACAGACAGAGAUAAAGGCCCGGACGGCAGAGUUGUCUAUCAACUUACAAAUCAACACCCAUACUUCAAAAUGAAUAGAACAACUGGAGCCAUUUUAGUUAAGAGGAAAAUAAAAAAUUCGGAUGUUUUGGAAGAAGGAAAAGAUGUCAGCCUGGUUAUUACAGCAGGUUCUGGUCGACAAGGAUCUCUCACAAACAUGACAGUGGUAGAGAUUGUAUUAGAUCCACUGGCUGAUCCAGGUAUUCUCAAUGAAAAUGGGGCCACUGUUCCUGCAGCCAAUACUGGAAUAGCUGAUUGGGCACUUGGGCUUCUGAUUGCUUUUUUACUCUUGCUAUUAAUUUUUGGGGCCGUUUUUGUUUACUUGCACAUGCGAAAUAAACGAAACAAGAAAGUAAACAAACCUGGUCUUGGUGGAGAAGCUGUACCAUCACCAAAUAAUUACGUAGAUCCAAGUGCCUUUGAUACGAUUCCCAUCAGGGGUGGUGUGGUUCCAGGAGGUAAUAAUAAUCAGUUUGCUCCUCCAAAGUACGACGAAAUUCCACCUUAUGGUGCCCCACAUGCAGCUAGUUCUAAUUCUGGAGCUGCAACAACUUCAGAGUUAUCUGGUUCUGAUCAAUCAGGAUCUAGUGGAAGAGGAUCAGCUGAAGAAGGUGAAGAUGGAGAAGAUGAAGAAAUAAGAAUGAUCAAUGAAGGACCUUUGCAACGUGAUUCCGGUAUACAUCGACAAAACGAGGACGAUAAUUUGUCCGAUGUUUCCGUAAGAAACACUCAGGAAUAUUUGGCUCGACUUGGAAUAGUUCACAACGCAACGACUGGAGUUCCACAAACGGCCGCAAGAAAUGCGAACACCAAGGACGGUAUUCAUCAUCAUCAGAACGUUCCCUUGGAUGGCCUUCGAAUGUUUGAAGAAGAUGGACAUGGUGACAACGACAUCACGAAUCUCAUCUACGCAAAACUUAACGAUGUAACUGGUAGUGAUCGCGCGAGUUCGUCGGGUGAAGGCGCCGGGGUAGCGACGACAAACCUCGGUGGAACAAUGGACCACGUGAUGGCUAUCGGGGGUUACGGUGAAGUAACGGGAGUAACCCAUCAACCUUCAAUGAACGGUUCACUUAGUUCUAUUGUACAUAGCGAAGAAGAAUUAGCGGGUAGUUACAACUGGGACUAUUUGUUAGAUUGGGGACCGCAAUAUCAACCCCUCGCUCAUGUAUUCUCAGAGAUUGCAAGACUGAAAGACGAUACAGCUUCCGUACAAAGUGCGGCUAGUGGGAACUCGAGCGUAAAAAGCAAAAACUCCGUUGCACAAGUUAAGAGCAUUCCACCACCUUUAAUUACCAGCGUAGCUCCAAGAGCCAUCGCCUUGCCAGUGUUGAAUCCACGGGGUGGAUCUAGUCAUCACUUAUCGAGUGCUCAUAGUCAGGUUCACAUGCUUCCAAGAAGUCCCAUCAACCACGACGCUUCUGGGGCGACGUUCUCUUCUUCCGCUGCGAUGUCGCCGAGUUUUUCACCUUCACUAUCACCGCUAGCUACCAAAUCUCCAUCUAUUUCACCGUUGGUGGCUCCCGGAAUGCCAAAUACUCAUCGAGUCAUGCCGAGACCACCCCCACAAAGUAGAAGUAAAACUGUCGUCGACACAGAACUAAGAAUAUGAGACACUCUGCGUGAGUAAUUGUAUAAUCUUAAGUGAUUUGGCUGUGCUACAUAAAGAAAAAUUUACAGUAAUUUUAUUGUAUGUAUGUAAUACGAUGACGUAAUGUAAAAAAACUGUAGUUUAGUGUAAAUUUCUGUACAUAGUUUUUAUAAAUAGUAAUAUUGUAUUGCUCAUUUCAUAUUGAAUGCCAUGUUUAGCCAUAAGACUGUACUUAGUUAACAAUUGUAAAGAAAACAAUGAACUGUUAAAUUAUUGUUUGCAAAGAAUAUUUCUUAAUUUGUAUUUAAAAAGCACAAUAGUCCAAUGUCUGGACGGACGUGUAGUGAUAUGUUUACCGUAAUUUUAUAUCUUGAGCCUGUUAAAAAUUUUAAUACAAGACAAUUUGAAUGUACAAAUAAAUGAAUGA
Messenger RNA from Agrilus planipennis (emerald ash borer), 10782 nucleotides. RefSeq names its product protein dachsous (gene ds). Gene Ontology annotation, biological process: homophilic cell-cell adhesion. Gene Ontology annotation, molecular function: calcium ion binding. Bases 264 to 10376 code for a protein of 3370 amino acids. The record is from RefSeq and is a predicted model, not a curated record. Gene Ontology annotation, cellular component: plasma membrane. Lineage: Eukaryota; Metazoa; Arthropoda; Insecta; Coleoptera; Buprestidae. The transcript is spliced from 14 exons.